Molecule: messenger RNA, 2895 nt
Organism: Elgaria multicarinata webbii
Lineage: Eukaryota; Metazoa; Chordata; Lepidosauria; Squamata; Anguidae
Product: kinesin-like protein KIF19
Exons: 20
Coding region: 1-2895 (964 amino acids)
Biological process (GO): microtubule-based movement
Molecular function (GO): microtubule motor activity; microtubule binding; ATP binding
Source: RefSeq, a predicted model, not a curated record
AUGAAGGAUCUGAGGGCAGAGCAGCAGCUGGUGGUGGCUCUCCGAAUCCGCCCCCUGAAUGAAGCUGAGCUGGAAGAAGGAGCAGCUGUUAUAGCCCACAGAGUGGGUGACCAGAUGGUGGUUUUGAUGGAUCCAAUGGAAGAUCCAGACGACAUCUUGCGAGCCAAUCGGUCCCGGGAGAAGACCUUUAUCUUUGAUAUGGUUUUUAGCCAAACAGCAGCCCAGGAGGAGGUGUACUUGUCCACCACCAAAAAUCUCAUAGAAGGAGUCAUUUCUGGGUACAACGCCACGAUUUUUGCAUAUGGCCCUACAGGUGCUGGGAAAACCUACACUAUGCUGGGGACAGAUUCUGAACCCGGCAUCUAUAUCCGCACCCUCGACGAUCUCUUUCGAGCCAUAGAAGCCACCAGUGGUGACAUGGAUUACGUGGUCUGCAUGUCCUACCUAGAGAUCUAUAACGAAGUGAUCCGUGACCUUCUGAAUCCAUCCUCUGGAUUUCUCGAGCUGAGGGAAGACUCCAAGGGGAGCAUUCAGAUUGCAGGAAUCACAGAAGUCUCUACCACCAAUGCGCAGGAGAUCAUGGAACUGUUGACGAAAGGCAACAAGGCACGUACGCAGGAGCCCACGGCGGCCAACAAGACCUCUUCGCGGUCGCACGCAGUCCUGCAAGUGUCGGUGAAGCAGACGAGUUGGGUGAAAGACAUCAACGAGGAAGUGAGAGUAGGGCGGCUCUUCAUGGUUGACCUGGCUGGAUCGGAACGCGCAUCCCAGACGCAGAACCGUGGGAAGAGGAUGAAGGAAGGGGCUCAUAUCAACCGGUCGCUACUGGCUUUGGGGAACUGCAUCAACGCGCUGAGCGAAAAGGGUUCCAGCCGAGGCCAAUAUGUCAAUUUCCGGGACAGCAAGCUCACGCGCCUCUUAAAGGACUCACUGGGCGGCAACAGCAGGACAGUUAUGAUCACCCACGUCAGCCCCGCCAGCAGCUCCUUCGAAGAAUCUCGGACAACCUUGAUUUAUGCGUAUCGCGCGAAAAACAUCAAAACGAGGGUGAAGUGUAACCUCCUCAACGUCUCCUACCACAUUGCUCAGUACACCAGCAUCAUUUCAGAUCUGCGCAGGCAGAUUGAAUGUUUGAAGGCGAAGGUUGAAAACCAAGAGAAGAAGCAUCUUCUCAGCUCUGGCACCAAAGACAUACAAGCAGAGACUCACCAGGACCCUGAAGAGUACAGCCGCCAGCAGAUGAGCAAACUACGGAAACAGCUGACCGGGGCCUUCAAGGAGCAAAUGGGCAUGCGCCGUAGCCUUAUGGAACUGGAGAACGCCAACAUGGAGCUGCACGUGGACACCUCCAGGCACCUUCUGAUGAUUGCAGACUGGGAACGGGAGAACGCCAAUCUGGCUCCAAAGCGGCAUGUGAGCGCGAAGGAAGACGAAUCCAUGGAGGAGGCAGAGCAAGAAGAUUCCCCCGAACCUCACGAGGUCGUCAUAGCCAGGGAAGAGAUCAGCAUGCUGUUGGCGGAGCAGCGGAAAACGGCUGCCUUAAAGGCAGACCUGGAGCGGAGGCUGACCAACGCCAAAAAGAAAGUCUCCCAGAUGGAGAAGCUCUUGCCAGAGCAAAUUACCAGCGAGGAGCAGCGGGAGGUUCUGCGGCUCCUUUGCAAGGCUCACGAGCUGGAGGUCGGGAAGACGGAGCUCCAGGCCAACGCCUUGUGCCGGGAGAACCUGCUUUGCCAGAAGGAUUUCGUCAUCCAGCGUCACCAGCAACACAGGCGCCUCUGCGAAGAGAUAAUCCAGCAGCAGCGGAGGCUGAUCAAGGAGCACAACAUCCCGGUCCCAGCGCCGCUGGGGAAGCUCUACCGCCUGCAUUUCCGCGAGUUAGAAGAAGGGACGCUGGACCGCCUGCUGCUGCUUCAUUCGCUGAUGUCCAACGCGCUCCAGGAUAACUGUGCUCUUGAUAAGGCUGAGACACUGGACCUCAGCAAAGAAGAGAAUCGGAAAGGGUCGCUUGAUCACAAGAAAGAUUUCGUCGGGGGAGCAAAAUUUGAGCUCCCUCCGAUUGUCGUGGAGUCGGACAGCGACAGCUACAGAUCAUGUAAAAACACCCCGGCCAAAAGAAAGGCGAACCGUGAAUGGAAUCGCACCCCGACAUUGUUCCAUUUGCUGAGAACUCCUGUUCGACAGAAGAAGGCCCCAGGCGUUCCUCUGCAAAAAGCUGCCUCCAAGCUGCGUUCUCCAUCUUCCCAGGACUCCAGAAGGAAGAAGUCCAGGGCAGAAAUCCAACCCGGGAGCCCCCUCGGCCUGGAUGCUUUAAGGGAGAUUGCCGAUGGUACCAAACGGAUCAGUUUGAUUGCAGCCAGGCGCCGCUCCCGAGCCCACGAUGGAGACCCCGGUGGGGAGCUCUUUUCCAUCCGCUCCUUUGAGGAGGACAUGGCGCUGGAGGUGAAGCCCCCACAGCCCAGAUUCACUCCAGAGCAUCACUCGAAAAGCGCUGAAAGUGUCGAAAGCCUCAGCGCAGAGCCCCAGAGGAAAGGAUGGCCACACUGCAAGGCUCAGAAGGAUGAAGGGGAGAGGACAACCAGGAAGAAAAGGCCCCGCUCCCUUGAACCUAUCUCCCCCAGGGCCUUCCAAGUAAAGCAUCGGAUCCCAUCCAGUCUUGGAGACAAUGGGCCAGAAAGCCGGCUGUCGAAAGCCAAGUCCCCGGAUCUGGCUGUGAGCCACCCAUCCCACAUCCUUGCGUCUGCCACCAAAAUCAAAUUCCACACAGGCCACCCAACAGAAGUAAACCCACUGCAGGUCCUGGCUGGGAAGAACACCGCCCCAAGCACCGUCCAGCAGAGCAAUUCCGGUCAAACGCGAGGUCACGUUCUCCAGAAACGAGUCAAAGAAAGACGUUAG